This is a messenger RNA of Exophiala bonariae, 1257 nucleotides long. RefSeq lists its product as uncharacterized. NCBI's taxonomy places the organism in Eukaryota, Fungi, Ascomycota, Eurotiomycetes, Chaetothyriales, Herpotrichiellaceae. The transcript has 2 exons. The record is from RefSeq and is a predicted model, not a curated record. The coding region runs from base 1 to 1257 and encodes 418 amino acids.
AUGAAACUUCGACAGAAGGAACACAUGGUCCGAGAUGAAGUUGAAUCCGAGCAGCUGGAUGUGAACACGGCCAUGGGAAAACGUAAGUUCGACACCAGCGAGGACCACCGCACAGCGACUCCGUCGAAACGAAAGAGGAUCGGUUCUCUCUUGAGCUCUGAUCAUGAUCUGGAUCACGAACUUGGAACGGAGAUCAAACCUUGUCCACUCGUUCAGAGCAUUUUCGACCUCGCCACGGCUCUUCGACUGGGCGCAACCGAUACGCCAUCAAUAUUGUUGGGAAUAAAAAGCCUAACAGUGGCUAUUGGUGAUCUCGUCUCACAGAUUGCAUGUGAUGACGCGAGGAGAAAUGAAGCCAUUACCUUGAAGCUGUUAGAAGAAAUCACGAGUGUCUUUCAACGGGCAUAUCCAACCAUUCUUCGUUCUCUCCAAGCAAUGUCCGAGAGAUCACGCAAAGAUCAGCCAUCUCCCGGAGUAUCGAUGAUUGUCAAACUGUUCCAGAUUUUUCUCGGUCAAUUACAUCAAUCAGCUCUUGAUGAACUUGUUCGGCAGCAACAGAAGGUGAGGCUGAAGAAGAAGCCUACAAGGACAAAAACUGGGGAACAGACCGCUGGUGAUGAUGAGCACACGGCUGCCAUCCACGACAGACAAUACAAAGUCCUCGUACGCGUCUUGGUCAGCAUGAUCACGACUCUCAAUGUUACUCAGCCAGCACACGCCGAACUACUUGAGGGCUUGAUGUGCUCACUUCUCGACCAUAUUGGAUCUUCGCUUGCUGUUCUCAUCUUUGCUGACUCCACAUUAUCAUCCAAAGAGGGAGGCGGGAUCUGUCCUCCUGUGGGACUAUUACACGUUGCUCAUCUGAACACAAAAGAUGCGAUUGAUACCGCCAAGCUCGAAGCUCCGUGGUUGAUCAAUGUCCUGCGGAAAGCCAUGACAUACACGUGUGCCAAUACCGAAGCCAUGUCGCAUGAAUCUGUGAUUCAGUUCCUUCCGGCCAGCUGGAAUCAGCUCAAAGGAUCUCGUCUCCAGGAAGGUCUCAAGCAAACACUUCAGCACACGUUACUUCGAGGAGUAUUUGGAGAUGAUGAUGAUACCUUUGGGGAAGCUUUGAGACGAACGGACACGGAAGACGAUACUGAUAAUGUCAAGUCAACAAGCUUGGCGACACGAGCUUUAGAUCCAGCGGACUUUUUUGUUGCGCAACUUUGGGACAUUCUGGGCUGGGGUAUUUUAUCUGGUCAGAGAUCUACUUGA